Lactuca virosa is the source of this 1821-nucleotide messenger RNA. The record is from the annotation of a GenBank genome assembly. Lineage: Eukaryota; Viridiplantae; Streptophyta; Magnoliopsida; Asterales; Asteraceae.
AUGGCGUCUGUUUCUGUGUUCAGAGGCUUUGUCCAUGGCCGUCGCGUUCCUCUUUUCCCACACCAGUCCCAGUUACCUGUUACAAGCAUAUUGAUUGGCUCAAAGAAGCUUGAGUAUCGAUCUAAUGGGUUGAGACUCUAUGCAAGAUAUUCAGAGUCACAAUCAGCACGAACACAAGAUCUUUUUACUUCUCGACUUCAAGAAAGUAUGGAGAAGUUGCCAAAACUUGUGGAGGAUAUUGUCCAGACAUCUAUCAAUACAGGUCCUCGUGGAGCUGUAAGACUAGCACAAGGUAUUCAAGCAGUCUUAGGUGUUGGCAGCGAGUGGGUAGCAGAAUUAUCACAGUCAAGAAAUUCACCUAGCGGAAUACCAUCACAACUUCAACUUGGAUUGCUAUCACCUCUUUACCUUCGCAAAUUGUUUGAACGCUUAGGGGCUACCUAUAUCAAAUUAGGUCAGUUCAUAGCAUCAGCUCCCACAUUGUUUCCGGAAGAAUACGUGCAAGAAUUCCAGUAUUGUUUUGAUAGAGCUCCAGUUGUUCCUUUUGAAGAGAUUAAGAGCAUUCUACGUGAAGAACUAGCAGGGCCUAUAGACAGUAUCUAUGACUACAUUGAUCCUACACCACUUGCCUCAGCCUCAAUUGCACAGGUACAUGCAGCAAGGCUUAAAGGGUCACAAGCAGAUGUAGUAAUAAAAGUGUUGAAACCCGGAAUUGAAGAUGUAUUAGUUGCAGACCUCAACUUCAUUUAUGUUGUUGCUCGCAUUGUAGAGUUCUUGAAUCCUGAUUUCAGCCGUGCAUCACUGGUUGCUAUUGUGAAUGACAUAAGAGCAUCGAUGCUUGAAGAAGUUGACUUCAAGAAAGAAGCAGCAAAUAUAGAGUCCUUCAGAAGUUACCUAGAAUCAAUGGGGCUUACCAGGCAGGCUACAGCUCCUAGAGUGUAUCCAGAAUGCAGUACAAAACGAGUUCUAACAAUGGAGAGACUUUAUGGGGUCCCACUUACUGAUUUGGACUCCAUAAGCUCUCUUGUUUCAAGUCCUGAAACCAGUCUUAUAACUGCCCUUAACGUAUGGUUUGGUAGUUUGUUGGGAUGUGAAAGUUUCCAUGCAGAUGUUCAUGCUGGUAACUUGUGGUUAUUACGUGAUGGUCGUAUUGGGUUUCUUGAUUUUGGAAUUGUGGGACGAAUAUCACCAAAAACAUGGGGUGCAAUGGAAGUGUUUUUGGGUUCAAUUGCAACUGAAGAAUAUGAAUCAAUGGCAUCUGCCUUGAUUGAAAUGGGUGCUACAAACACGGAUGUGGACUCUAGGGCAUUUGCUAGAGAUUUGGAGAAGAUAUUUUCUUCCAUACAGGAUUUGGAUACAGAAAUUGUAGUUGCAACAGCAACCCGAACAAACACAAAUGCAACUGCUAUAUCGGCCAAUUUAGUUGUUGAUGAGAGGCAGAUGAAUGCGCUGUUUCUUGAUGUGGUACGGGUUAGUGAGUCAUACGGGUUAAGAUUCCCUCGGGAGUUUGCACUUUUAAUGAAACAGCUUCUGUAUUUUGAUCGCUACACUCGGUUACUAGCUCCCAACAUGAACAUGCUUCAGGAUCAAAGGAUAUCAAUUGCCUCAAAUCAAAGAACAACCAAUCGCAACAUCUACUAAAUGUUAAUGCUACUUGUUCCUUCUACAUUCGUAUAUAUAGCAAUAGUACUCAGUUACAUACAUACAUAUACAUUGAGCAGCAUUAAGUAAUGAAAUAUAAAUGUAACCUUACCUUGGUUAAAUCUAGAUCCUGAACCGAUAUAGCAAACCUCAGUGUGUAUCAACUUAUAAAAUUUUGUG